UAGUCUUGAGAUAUUGCUACGUUGACUCCCGGAUCUGGGGUUUUCUUUCUGAAUUACCACUCGAGAGAGCCGAGAAAGGGAGUGCUUCGUUAGCAGCCAUAGAGACUUGGCCACUCGCGAUUUGUGCAAGGGACGACAAGCAAAGCAGCUGUGCUUCUAACGGGGUUGAUUGUGUGAACGAAAAUUUGCCAGGAGCUGGAGCGAAGAAAUUGGCAAUGUUUGGAACAGUAGUGAUUGGAAUUGGAAUUGCUGGAUCUAUACGAAUCAGAGAUUUGCUGAAUCCUUUGUCUUCCAGUCCUGCUGAGCAUCUUAAAUUAUUGGGAUUUGUUUCUAGAAGAUCUCUAGAUGAUGUUUAUCAGGUCAAGCAAAUUAGUCUGCAAGAAGCUCUAGACAACCCAGAGGUCCAUGCUGCCAUCAUCAGUACAGAUAACCAAAACCAUAUUGAGAGUGUAAGAAAGUUCCUAGAGGCUGGCAAGCAUGUCCUUGUUGAGUACCCUUUGGCAUUGUCUGCAAAGGUAGCUCAUGAACUUUGGGAGUUGGCAGAGCUGAAAGGCAAGAUCCUCCAUGUGGAACAUAUUGAACUACUAACAGAGGAAUACAAACAACUGAAGAAAGAGGUAUCAGGAAAGGAGCUUGUGAAGGGAACAUUACAUUUCACAGGGGGUCCAUUGGAUGAAAGAUAUUCAGGAUUUCCAUCUUUUAGUGGCAUUGCUCGCCUCACCUGGUUGGUGGAUCUUUUUGGAGAUCUCACUGUCACUUCUGCCACAAGAGAACAACAAAAAGAAAAAAACUACUUCAGAAUGACAGUACAUUUUCAGACAGCAAACAAAAGGCCUCUGACUUGGAUUGAAGAAAGGGCUCCCGGGAUGAAACGGGAUAAGAAGAUCAACUUCUGUUUCAAAAGUGGAUGCUUAGAAUGUCUCCCUGAGGCUCCACGUUCACCAGUUGGCCUUUUCAUGCAAGAUCUGAUCAUCUUUGCCAAAAAACUUUUGGGACAGAUCCCCAAAGAGGAACUGAUAGCUGAGAAAAGACGGAUUCUGCUGUGUCUCAGUCUUGCCGAAGAGAUUCAAAUGUGCUGUGAAUAGCCAUCAAAAUUCUAUUCUUGAAAGUAUGUGAAAGUACAGGGUUCACCAUUUUAAACUCUUUCUUGUACUCCCUUUUUAAAAUGUUCUUUUUCUUAUGUGCCAGCUUCUCUAUUCUAUUAAGCAAUAUUUUUCUAACAAAGUCAGGAUGAAUUUAAUCUGGCAGCACAGAAAAUAUAUAGAUUCUGUCUUGCCUUACUGCAAAGCAACUUUCUAAUCAAAAGCUAGUAAACAAACUGCCUGCAUUUCUUCUAGAGACGCAAUAGCAAAAGAGUGUCAUUUUUCCACAGUAUUUAUUGUUGAGGAAAAAAAGAAUCUUUUUCAGCAGCAAAAUAUUUCUCUGAAACACUUUAAAUUCUGUAUUUAAGCCCAUCUAUAUAUUAGUUAAAUGUUUAAACAGACAUUAGAGUGCUGAACAGCUUUAAGUUUAUUUUUAGCCUCUGUUCAGUCUAAGUUGCUCUUUACCUCCAGUUGCAUGAAAUAUUGAAAAUGGUGCCCUUUGUUAUGUUCAUCUCUAAUGUUUAGCUCAGGACUACAACUUAGCUUUUACAAGAUAAGAAACUAUACUGAAAGAGUAAUGAGUGAAGAAAAAUUUCUGGAUGGGAAGGUUUUUUUUAAAAUUUGGCAAUUAUAUCAUACUGACCUGGUUUAAAUAUAAUGUUGUGUGAAUUAUGAAUUAGUCAAUAAAUAUUAUUUUAAAAAAUUGUCUUAGUAUAAUACAUGACCAAUCCAUUGUGCUGUACCUUGAGAAUCCUAAAUCCCUAUAAAUGUAGAAUCAUAAUU
Protobothrops mucrosquamatus (brown spotted pit viper) is the source of this 1865-nucleotide messenger RNA. RefSeq names its product biliverdin reductase A (gene BLVRA). The transcript is spliced from 7 exons. Gene Ontology annotation, biological process: heme catabolic process. Gene Ontology annotation, molecular function: nucleotide binding; biliverdin reductase [NAD(P)H] activity; zinc ion binding. The record is from RefSeq and is a predicted model, not a curated record. Bases 216 to 1085 code for a protein of 289 amino acids. Lineage: Eukaryota; Metazoa; Chordata; Lepidosauria; Squamata; Viperidae. Gene Ontology annotation, cellular component: cytoplasm.